GCGUCUUUCAACUUCACUCUCUGUCGCUCUUGUCAUCUUUGUUCUCGUGUCAUUUUAAGCAUCCUCGAGUGACCGCAUUAACGACCGAAGCGUCGUCGUCAUAGAAAUGAUAGUCUGAAGGGCUUUGUUAUGGGCAUCACAAACUGACUUCAGUGUUGAGAGUUAUAUUGUGUUGGAAAGAGCUGGGGAGCAUUACUAUCACGAUCAACACCACAGGCCUCGUCAUGUCCCUUUCACCAAAUCCAUCUGUCAGCUCUUUGUCGGCAUCGUCAUGGAGAAAGCUCAAGCAGCUACAUUUCCCUCUCGGCCAUGAGCCCAAUAAGCCUCCAAUUGGGCUCAAAUGGCGGUCCAAUACCGCCUUCAUCAUCACGACGGUCGGUGUGGGCAUGUUUACAGACAUGUUCCUUUACGGCCUGAUUGUGCCGGUGCUGCCAUUCAUGCUGGAAGAGCGUGUACACACACCGCCCGCCCAAAUCCAAAGUGUAGUAUCAGCUAUGCUCGCAGCAUACGCCGCGGCCUCUAUGAUAGCGUCUCCGAUUGCUGGCGUGCUCGCGGACAAAAUGUCUUCAUCUCGGCAGUUACCCUUCCUGUGCGGAUUAGCUGCUCUCGCUCUCGCUACUGUCCUCCUCGCUUUUGGCCAGUCCGUCGCGGUGCUCGUCAUUGCUCGAUGUCUUCAAGGAGCUAGUAGUGGUAUCGUAUGGACCGUUGGGUUGGCUCUCCUGGUGGAGACUGUUGGACCAGAGAACCUAGGCAAGAGCAUUGGAACCAUCUUCAGUGCUGUAUCUGUUGCGACUCUUCUUGCACCUGUCUUAGGAGGGAUUCUAUACGCCAAAACCGGAUAUGCCGGCGUGUUCGGUGUUGGCGUCGCCUUUCUCAUCAUCGAUUUCGUAAUGAGACUACUUAUAAUCGAAAAGAGAACCGCGGAGAAAUACUACUCCUCGCCAUCAUCACCUUCCACAAUCCCAGAAGAUUACGAAGACGACGACUCUUCACCAACUGAGACCUCACCGCUCCUUGAAUCCCCGGCGGAAGAAGAAGAAGAAGAAGAGGAAGAGGAAGAGGAAGAGUUAGACCCAGCCUACAUUCUCCCCACUCCAGCCAACCCCCUCACCCGCACGCUCCCCAUCCUCAUGUGUCUCCGCUCCCCAGCGCUCCUAACCGCAUUCUUCAUCGGCCUCGUCCAAGCCAUUCUCCUCGGCGCCUUCGACGCCACCGUCCCGCUCGUCGCCUCCACCCGCUACGACUUCGACUCACUGAAAGCUGGGCUACUGUUCUUCGCUCUUGCCGCCCCAGAGCUCGUCCUCGGCCCUAUCUUCGGGUGGGCCGUAGAUCACUACGGCACGAAGCCGAUCUCUGUUCUCGGAUUUGGAUAUCUGGUCCCCUUACUAACCCUCCUACGACUGCCAAACGACCUCGAUGGUCAGACCGGGAUCGGAAAGAAUGGACAGAUUGCGCUCUACGCCUCUAUUCUUGCGCUCAACGGCUGCGGAUUAGCGGUCAUCAACAGCCCGUCUAUCGUAGAGGCUGGUGCGAUCAUCGAGAAGUAUUGGAAAGCGAACCCCCGUGCGUUCGGAGAGAGUGGGCCGUAUGCGCAGCUUUAUGGGAUGAACAGUAUGGUAUGGAGCGGCGGACUGACCUUAGGGCCGCUCUUGGCAGGUGCCCUGAGAGAGAGGGUGGGCUAUGGCGAUAUGUGUGCUGUGCUGGCUGCGAUUUGCGCAGUGGCGGCAGGACUAUCUCUGGUGUAUAUUGGAGGGAGUUUGAAGGACGUGUUCAAAAAGAGGAAGGAGUCGGCCAAUGGACAUGGAGAGGCGUAAAGCGAUUAUGAGCAGGGCACUAUCGAGCUUGCGACGGGCAUACCCCUUGUAGCUUUGGUGCUGCAUUAUUAAGGGGACGGAAAAAUCCCAACUCAUUGACUGUAGGGCUAGAUGGGCAUUCGGUACUCAUAGACAUUGAAGCAGAAUCCCCGCUCCAUGACUGUAGGGAUAUAUAGCGCUCGCUACUCAUAGAAAUGAAGCAUGGGUGAUAAUGAAUCACU
Molecule: messenger RNA, 2035 nt
Organism: Mytilinidion resinicola
Lineage: Eukaryota; Fungi; Ascomycota; Dothideomycetes; Mytilinidiales; Mytilinidiaceae
Product: MFS general substrate transporter
Exons: 3
Coding region: 225-1814 (529 amino acids)
Biological process (GO): transmembrane transport
Molecular function (GO): transmembrane transporter activity
Source: RefSeq, a predicted model, not a curated record